AUGGCCAACAUUGUCAAGUGGCCGCCUGUCGGGCGCGGCUCGCCACGCGGCAGGCAGAGGCUGAUUCAAUACUGGAGAAGCCAUCCGUUCAGGCUGGCCAUUGCCAACACCUUCUGGGAGUAUACGGAGCGCACCAAGGUGAGCGGCAUGUGGCUGCUGCGACGCAAUCGCACGCAAGGCUUGUCCAGAUUGAUUUGGUCGUCGGUGCUGGUGCAGCUGCUGCUGCUGAGCAUCUUUCUGACGCUGCUGCUUUGGUUAAAGUUCUACUCGUAUCCCAUACUGAACACCAUUUCGAAUGAUUUGUCCAUCACGGAUGUGGCUUUUCCCGGCGUCACCAUAUGCAGUCCUAAGACGGUCAACACGGAACGCGUCCACCGCUACGUCCGAACGCUCCAGAUACCAACGGAGUAUGAUGUAGCCGAUGUGGCAGCUGGAUUUGAGUUUCUCAAUGCCUUCACGGAUCAGAGUUUUGUGCCACCAUCGCACGAGAGCUACAAGGUUACAGAUGCUGUGCUGCGCCUAAACAAUGUGUCCAUCUGGGAGGCUGCCAUGGCUGUCAGUCCGGGUUGUGUGGACUUUGUGAAGCGCUGCUUCUGGGGCUACACGGAGUUUCCGUGUAACCAGACCCACGAAUAUUUAUCCUUUAUACCCACAACGGCAUUCCUUGGACCCUGCUGCUCGUUCAACUACAAUCCUCGCAAUGCCAGCUUUCUGCCCUUCUCCGCCAAUAUCUUUGGCUUGGACGGCGGUCUCACCUUCAUUGGCGCUGAGGGCUCUGAGCGCAAUUUGAGCACCGGUCUCAUUGUGCUUGUUCAUCAUCCCAUGGAUUAUGUAACCGAGACAACUGCAUCGGUCACCAUAACAGCCAGAUCCGAGAGCUUUGUCGAGGUCUCGCCCACCGUGCAGACCUCCUCGAUUGAGGUGCUCGAGCUGCCGGAGAGCAAACGCGAUUGCCUCAUCUCGGAUGAUGUGCAGCAGCGCAACUAUCGUCAGGCAUCCUGCCUGCUGUCCUGCCAGACGGAGGCCAUUGGCAAGCGCUGCGGCUGUCAUCCCUAUUUGCUGCCCAUUGUGAGUGAAAAGUUCAAGGAGUGCAACCUAAACGAUACCUUCUGCUACUCGGAUAACUAUGACAAUUUUAAGAGCGUACGCUGUGAUCAGUGCUUGCCAAAUUGCUAUGACGUUACGUACUCAACGCUUUCCUAUAAAACAGAUCUCAACCUGCAUCAGUUCUCCGUGAGUAACUUUUACACGACGGAGCUGCUCAACAAUGACAGCUUUGUGUUGCGCGUCUAUUUGGCCAAGCAGGUGGUGCCUGUGAUACGAAAGGUGACAGUCAUGUCGUGGAUUGGACUGUUGUCUGACUUGGGCGGAAUUUUUAAUCUGUGUCUGGGUCUGAGCAUGAUAUCCAUUGUGGAGUUCUUUUACUACUGCACUUAUCGCUUAUACGUAAACUAUCAGCAGCAAAGGGAGCUGCAUCUAAAACAGGCUUGGAAAUAG
This is a messenger RNA of Drosophila montana, 1497 nucleotides long. RefSeq names its product pickpocket 6 (gene ppk6). Bases 1 to 1497 code for a protein of 498 amino acids. Lineage: Eukaryota; Metazoa; Arthropoda; Insecta; Diptera; Drosophilidae. Gene Ontology annotation, molecular function: ligand-gated sodium channel activity. Gene Ontology annotation, cellular component: plasma membrane. The record is from RefSeq and is a predicted model, not a curated record. Gene Ontology annotation, biological process: sodium ion transmembrane transport. The transcript has 6 exons.